AGUUGUAAACAGGAGCUGCACAGAUCAAUAAGCAGUACUUGCAGAAAAGUACAAUGGAGAACAUUCAGUCGCAGCCAGAACAAGGAGAGGAAACUCCAGUGGAGCAAAGGAUUUCCAGAAAUUCCAACACAAAUCGGCGUUCACAUGCUCAGAAAUUUCAACAAGCGGGACCUGGAUGUGGGAUUCCACGCCACCACUUGACUGUAGUGGUUCUGGGCCUGCUCAAUGCUGUUCUGCUAAUAGCUGCUGUUGUCAUCGCCAUUUAUUGUGCCAAUGCUAAUGAAGAUCACCUUCAGACUCCUCAUUCAGCGGUUUCAUCCCUCAUCAUUGAGCGUAAUUAUCUCCGCAACCAAAGUGGCAUUCUCAAAGCAGCGCAGGAUGCUGACUCAGCAUUAGUCAGGGAGCAGACGAGGCACGUUCAACUGAAGCUCCAACUGAAGCAGCAGAAGACAGUCAGUGACGUCCUCCAGCGUGAGAUUGAAGUGUUUCAAACAGAAAAGGCUAAUCUCCAGUCUAAAAAAGUCACUCUUGAGGAAAGCUGUAGCAGAUGCCCUUCAGGAUGGACCCUUCUUAAAUCUACCUGCUAUUACUUCUCUCUCUCGGAGCAUGACUCAGAAAAGAACUGGCCAGACAGCAGAGCAGACUGCCUUGGUCGAGGUGGAGACCUCCUCGUGAUUGAUAACUUACAGGAACAGAUACUUAUUAGUGAAAAUGCUCCAAAAACAAGCUCCAGUUCAGGGUUGUGGUGGCAGAAGGGAUACUGGAUGGGCUUGCGACUCAUGGAAUCACAAAGAACAUGGGUGUGGAUUAACAACACGACUCAGACUGAAACAGGGUACUGGAGAAAUGACCAGCCAAGCAGCAGUGGACCUCAGAGUGGGAACUGUGCGGCUUUUUUUUACUAUGCUGAUACCAGGAAAGUAUGGUACAAUGGAAACUGCCAGGAGCACCUGUACAACUGGAUAUGCGAGAUGGCGGCAAAACCUUUUGAGUAGUCUAAAAACAAAAAAUGUUCCAAUAAACAUUACA
Dunckerocampus dactyliophorus (ringed pipefish) is the source of this 1029-nucleotide messenger RNA. Its product is annotated as C-type lectin domain family 12 member B-like. The coding region runs from base 54 to 995 and encodes 313 amino acids. NCBI's taxonomy places the organism in Eukaryota, Metazoa, Chordata, Actinopteri, Syngnathiformes, Syngnathidae. The transcript has 6 exons. The record is from RefSeq and is a predicted model, not a curated record.